Lytechinus pictus (painted urchin) is the source of this 1487-nucleotide messenger RNA. Its product is annotated as fructose-2,6-bisphosphatase TIGAR-like. The record is from RefSeq and is a predicted model, not a curated record. Gene Ontology annotation, cellular component: cytosol. NCBI's taxonomy places the organism in Eukaryota, Metazoa, Echinodermata, Echinoidea, Temnopleuroida, Toxopneustidae. The transcript is spliced from 6 exons. The coding region runs from base 144 to 860 and encodes 238 amino acids. Gene Ontology annotation, molecular function: fructose-2,6-bisphosphate 2-phosphatase activity. Gene Ontology annotation, biological process: negative regulation of glycolytic process; regulation of pentose-phosphate shunt.
UCCGACAUCGAGAAUGUCUUAGUCAUUGUUCCAUACUCACUCACUACAUUGCAACAAGGACUGGUAAGAGGUACGUUAAACCAAGUUGAACUGAUCAUUUUAACCAUUUGGAGGAAACAACAAACGCAUAUUUCUUGAUUAAGAUGGUGAAAUUCAUCCUCAGCCUCGCUCGACACGGAGAGAGCACAUUCAACCAAGCAAAACUUGUACAAGGACAAACUGACUCACCCCUAUCGGGAGAUGGCGUCCUUCAAGCGGAGAGUUUGGGCCAUCGUUUAGCCAAUGAGAAGAUAGACUAUGUUUACACGAGCGACCUCCUGAGAGCAGCACAGACAACCGAGCUCAUUCUCCAAUCUUUAAGGACGCCCCCACUCGAUGUUGUAAAGGAAGUUGACUUCAGAGAGCGGAGCUUUGGUGAUAAGGAGGGCAUUAAGAUCUCUGAGUAUAGAAGCUUUUUGUCUUCGGAAGGGCUGACAUUCCGUUCCCAUGUUCCAAAGGGUGGUGAAUCUUUUCAAGAGGCAAGACAACGAGUCGUGAAAGCCUUUUACGACGUCUGCAAGAAACAGGUUGAGCUCGAGAAGAACGAAACGACAACGACCAAUGACCGCCUCAUCCACGUCCUCGUCGUGGGACACGGUCUCCUGUUCAAAGAACUCUUAUCUUACUUCAUCGAGGAACUCCACGUCGAGAUCCCCGGCGGAAAAGACCGAGUCAUGAAGGAUAGCGCAAACAGUAAUCUGUCCAGAUUCGAGGUCGAGUACGCCCCCAACGUUACCCCGAAAAUGGUCUGUAAAUUCAUCUACGAUUACAGUCAUUUGCCCGAAGACAUGCAAAAGGCAUUGCCGAGUAAAGCCUAUUGAAACAUACUAUCUUAGUAUUGUAAAUGUAUGAAUAUCGACCUAGACCUACAUGUUUUUCAUCGCAGUACACACUCAGCUUCGAAAAUAUUAAGAUGGAUUGUGUACUCAUAAACAUAUUCAUUUUCUUCGUCAAUCUGAAUAGAUUGCAUCAAAGAAUCAUCAAAAUUUUUAUUCAAAAUGUUGAUUAAUAUUCAAUCAGAAGGCAAUAAUACAUGAUAAACCAGCCUAGUGAAAAUUUUAUUUAAACACAUCAAUUUCCCCUCUCAUACGCUUCAAUAAUUUGCAGUCAAAUGUUAUAAAUGUUUUAAAAUGACUUGAUCUAAAAGUUAUCAAUUUCACAAAUAUUAUGUUAGCUCAUUGUCAACCGGCAAUUAUUUCACAGCAACAUAAUCUUUUAUUCGAUAAGCUAGGUUAAGAAUUUUCGUGAUUUUGAUUUAUCAACUAUUAUUUAGCAACUUAGUUUUAUUCAAACUCGUGGAUGCACUUGAAACCUAAUCAAAUAUAGGCCUAUAGUUGAGUACUCUAUUUAUAAACAAUCGGUAUCAGAGCAGAACUAAUUGUUCUUUAUGUGUGACAUAUUUCUAAGAAUAUAAUUUCAUCUAUAAAUAAAUGAAGCAAAACUUAAAA